CGGUCAGCCCAUGUCCAGCUCUGCUUUGUAUCGUUAAAUUACAACCCAGGGCCCGUUGCGGCUCCGCUGCCCAAGCAUUGGCCGUCCAUGGGCUGAAAUGAAGGGUUCCGGCGGCUUAUGGCGGGCACUUAGGUCCCUAAGACCACAACAGGCCUGUUACCAUGAGCCAAGACCAGCUCCGGCGAACCCCUCGAUGAGGCGGAUGAGAUGGGAUGCCAUAAACGCCGUUCGCGGCCCGCGAACGGGCUCCUUAAAAGAGUAUUCCACACGGUCAAGUCAUAAGAAGGCGGUAGACCCGUCUGAAGGGCCUCCAAGGCCGACACGGCAUGUCCUGUCCCAGCCCAUGCGCGCCGUCAUGCGCCAGCUUCCUCAUCCAGUGGUCGUCAUCACGACCCUUGAGAAUACGCACGAUCUUAGCGAUCCUGAGAGCCUACUAGACGAUCGCAUCCCUCGUCCAAUCCCCCGCGCCAUGACAGUCUCGUCCUUCACAUCGCUGUCCGUCGAUCCCGUUCCGAUGGUCACCUUCAACAUAACUCUGCCGAGCACAACCUACCAGGCCCUCGCUAGGUGUGGCAGGUUCAACGCUCAUAUCCUCAGCGGCGAUGACCAUGGCGCCCGGAUCGCGGACCUCUUUACGCGAGGUAACCGACCGACCGCAACCGAGGGGGGCGAAGGUGAGGCGGAUCUGGGUGUCCUCGCCCAUCUGGCGAAGCUCAGCGUCCGAGUAUCGGGACGCGACCAAUGGCACCAGGAGUGGGAACAGGCGAGGCAUUACGGACGCAGAUUGCUUGCCGCACACGAACAGAACCCACCGUCCCCGUCCCUGUCACCUAUUAGCAAGCCAUCGUCGGGUACACUGCCGGUAUUACACGGCCGAGGCGUCAUGCACGUCCUCAAGUGCGUCUACCGCAAAGUGACACCCCCUUCAGCCGGUGAUUUCCUCCACCACGCCAUCGUCGUGGGUGAAGUCCUAGACAUCAUCCCGGGGGAAUCAGGACCGGAAGGCAGCAUCGCGCUGGCGUACGCGGAUAGAGCGUACCGUCGGCCAGGGGAGAAGCUAUUUGAUAGGCCCGCGACUACGCAGUCAGACGCUACGAACCAAAAUGCGCCUCGGGAUAUCGAUAUCUCUACCAAUGAUACCGACAGCCGAAAAGCAGACUAAGUUUCUCCCGCGAGGCCUUGACCCUAUUCAUACAUUAGGAUAUUAGGGUAGCUAGCC
Durotheca rogersii is the source of this 1219-nucleotide messenger RNA. RefSeq names its product flavin reductase like domain-containing protein. Gene Ontology annotation, molecular function: riboflavin reductase (NADPH) activity; FMN binding. The record is from RefSeq and is a predicted model, not a curated record. The coding region runs from base 98 to 1162 and encodes 354 amino acids. The transcript is spliced from 2 exons. Lineage: Eukaryota; Fungi; Ascomycota; Sordariomycetes; Xylariales; Xylariaceae.